UUCAGACUCGGAUGCCAGCUCGAUGGGCCCUCCAGGAACUGCUGCACCCUCGAAAAAAAGAACCAUCCAGCGCAUCACCCGAAAACUCACCGAUGCCGAGGAAGUCGAUGUGAUAGAGUGGAUCCAGGCUAACCCCAGUAUUUUCAACAAGGCGCAUGCUGAUUACAAAAACACGAAGAAGCGGGACCAGUUGUUCGCCGACAAAGCCGACCAGCUUGGAGAGGGGUUGACCAGACAGGACCUAUACAAAUGGUAUCUUGGGCAGCGUACGGCGUUUACAAAGUUGAUCAAGCGUCCGGCCAGUGGCAGUGGUACAGUCUUGAUGACCGCCCGACAGCAGUGGGUGGUAGAGAGCAUGUCCUUCCUCAAGGGGCAUUGUACAUCGAUCCCCGUACGGAAAGGUGUGGAUUUGACUGCUGCCAGGAAGAAGCGGUACGGCGAUGCACCCUUACAGAACAUACCAGCCUCAGACCCAGCUGCACCAGAAGAUGCACCGUUUACACCUUCUACAGCUUCAGUCCACUCAGAUUCAGAUCUGCUAGAAGAGAGGGAAGCUGUAAGUAACCACAGAAUUUUUUCAGCAACUUUGAACAUAUGUAAAAUAUAAAUUGUCGAUCGCAUAUUGUAGCCAAAGUAUUAACUGGCCU
Molecule: messenger RNA, 647 nt
Organism: Mercenaria mercenaria
Lineage: Eukaryota; Metazoa; Mollusca; Bivalvia; Venerida; Veneridae
Exons: 3
Coding region: 23-607 (194 amino acids)
Biological process (GO): regulation of transcription by RNA polymerase II
Cellular component (GO): nucleus; transcription regulator complex
Source: RefSeq, a predicted model, not a curated record